AUGUGUGGGCAAGGUAAUAACCAGCUGGUAUCUUCGUCCUCCUCCCAGCGGAACAAUGCCGCCAAGGAAGAUUCAAAAUUAGCGAAAAGCUUGUCCAAACCGCCAGAUGGGAGCGCAUUCGAUAUCUCGAUGGCCCAUCAGAUCCACUAUGCUUGCUUCGGUAACGUCGAUGUCAAGUCAUACAUUGACGCGCGAACGUAUGGAGUCAGCUUUCGACGUCUGCACGAUGAAUGGGUGGUAUUGGGGAUGCCUCGCAUCCACACGAGCCAUUGGCCACAGAUGGUCGGGCAUCGUGGCCUUCCGACUUCUCCGGAAGACUUUGUCAAUGUGGCCGAGUACUACGAACGGAAGCUGCUCGAACAGGUGCUGCUCGAAGCGCAGGGUAAGUCAGCCAACCGCAAUCGACCGCUGGACGAGUUUCUCGUCUCGAUGGUCGCCACUGCCGCCGUCGCCACCGCCGACUUUGUCAUCCACCGCCUUGUUCGAGACCAGCCGUCCGUGGAGGAAUCGGCAGUCCAGCACAUGUGGUACCAGAGCUUCACUGCAUUCCUGCGAGACUCGACCCUCUUCUAUGUCAACGAGAGGAGGGUCUGCGAUCGUCUCGGAGCGCACAACUGCGUCUUUCCACUUGUCCUUGGACAGGCGCAUUCCAUGUCAAUGCCGCAACUGUUCGAAAGCCUUGAUUACCAGGUGCAGAUCUUCAAAAACCUCUUCCCCAACUUUGGUGACCACAUUAAUCGCUGCGCUGCUGCUCGACCACAACAACCGUGGCCACCUUCUAUCGUCGUCACGGAUUUGCAGACAGGAAGCAUGGAAGCCGCAUCGAGUCAAACUUCACGCCAACACGAUAAAGCGAGGGAGCACUCAUCGCACUCCUCAAGCAACGAGCCAAAUUCGUCCACACCAACACGCACGACUCUGAUCGAUGGAACAAUAGAUACUGAUACUACGCAGCAGCAAGAGCCGGGACGGAGCAGGCCCCUCAUGGUAGCUGUUGUCCCCACAGAGCUCGAACGGCGCAACGAUCUCUUUGUCGCUAGCAUCGAUCCUGCAAUUCGGUGCGAUGUGCCUCUUGAGAGGGUAAUAAACCUUAUCGACACGCACCUUCAGAUCUCGGCGUCGACAUCGGCCUCUUCAGCGUCCACACCCGCCUCGAUCGCGACCGCUACGCCAGGUUGUUCUGCUCCGAUGAGCACUGGCCUCUCGUCAGGCGCAUCGGUGCCGUCUUCGGAAUCAGGGUGGCAAACACGGAGGGGCACGCAAUCCAGCGAAAUACCCAAAGAAAGUGGUGAUACAGACAUUGACUCGGCGAGCUUGACCCUAGCCCCACCGGUACAGUCGAAUACCUGGUGGUCGAGAGGUGUUCCUGGUCGCUCCGCGUCCGAGGAGGGCACCAUGAUGACGCCCAAUGAAGCACUACCCACACACCCAGGACGGGCUCACAGCAAUUCGGCAGUGUCGUAUUUCAGCUCACUCCCUUCCACGCCCACUGCAGUCUUUCCUCCUGGCUCGCUCAUGUCGCCUCAAGACGGCACUCAUACGUAUCUGGAUCAGGGCAUGUAUGGGUCGCGGGCCGGUGUACUACCAAUGACGUCGACGUUGGACGCGGAUUCGCGCAAGCGUACGCGUGCCGAGCAGAACCGCGACAAGAUGAAGGCGUACCACCGGAGAGUGAUGCAACAGCGCGAGGCUCUCACCGGCGUGCUGGCGGAUAUGGCAGUGCACGUUGGCUCUGUACAGAUGACUGUGUUGCAAUUGGAUGGAAACGACACUCAAGCGUCUGCGGGUAGGAUCGAAGGUUCCAGUGAAGCCUCGGCAUCAGGUUCGACAAGCCGCGGCACGCAAGAGCCUAACUGGUCAGUCUCUCUGCGCAACAAGCAGAAGCAAGAGUCGAAAGCGAGGCUUCGAAAACGCGAGAUCGAUCAGGUACGUGAACUGGAGCAGUACGCCAGCUUUGCGUCAGGCACGCUCUCGCGUUCAUCCAGAUCGACGGGCGGUGAUCAGGGAAACUCGGCGACGGCGUGGCAACAGCUGCAAGGACAUCAAGUGUCGGAUUCCGAUAUGAACACCACGCACGCUAUCCUGCGUGUUUUCUUGCGACAUCGCCCAAAUUGGGUUGCGCUCAUCUCCGCGGAACAGAGACUGGCAAGUGAAGUUGCAAAGCUCUGGCCUACGGUGGACGAAGGAAGGAUGCUCCGGGGAGCAGAAGGAGAAGCAGUACCUGGCGAUGGACCAGAUUCGGACAAGGGCAUCAAAGCAUUGCUAGACCGAAUUCAGAUGGAAGACAGGAAAGGGACGCUAGCAGUAUCCGCGGCAGAAACGACAUCGAUGGUUUACGAUCCUCAUAGCCAUACGCCGCGAGGAAGUGCCGGGAGCAGUGGAGCGAGCUCCUUCAUGGCGACUGCUGUGGCCGGCAGAGCGCGGGCAACGACACUGCAGCCAUUCCAGGGACAAAGUGGCCAUAGUCAGACAGCGUUCAUGCACACAACGCCGGUUGUGAUGUCUCCCGGACUGUCGGACUAUAGCUCGGCGGUGUCGCCCUCUGGAGUAACGCGUCCUGCCGGUGCCGACGAGAGCGGCGAUUAUUUCACCCAGGAAAGAAGGCGAUACCAGGGACGCUACUCGGACGGCAGCGAAGCAGGUACUCCUCUGGCUAUGUCGGGAUCGACUGCAUACAACCCGGCCGAGCAAGCGAGUACAGCAUACGCCACACGCAUGCCUUCGUCGGGGAUGUAUCGCGCCUCAGCGUCUGGUUCCGUCGUGCUCCCUCCGAGCGUGCUAUCCCCGAGCACCAGCAGCUACAGCUACACUGCUUCGUACGCCGCAGGAGAUGGGCCGCAUCAAUACGACAGACACGCUCAGACACAGAUGAGCGGCACGUCACCAGGACAGCCACUGCCCCCUGGAGAGAAUGCGCAACUACGCAUGUCGACACACUACACCCCAGCGGGGGGCUACGUGCCGUCCAUGAUGCAGGGAGUGCCAACGGCGCGAAUGGAGCAAGGGACGGGGCUGUACCAUUCGCAGUCUCUGCAGGCGCCCUCGAUAGUGUACCCGUCUACUCGCGGAGGCUUACCAACAUCGCACGGCUUGCAGGCGGCCGGAUCAGCGCCGAUGCUGCAACAGCAACAAUAUCGGUCGAGUCAGCCGCCCUCACCGCAGUAUCCCCCGACGAGCGGCCAACAGAGUCCGUAUAGCGGGAAUUAUGAUGGUGUUGGUGAUGGUGGUCGGUGA
Molecule: messenger RNA, 3234 nt
Organism: Sporisorium graminicola
Lineage: Eukaryota; Fungi; Basidiomycota; Ustilaginomycetes; Ustilaginales; Ustilaginaceae
Exons: 1
Coding region: 1-3234 (1077 amino acids)
Source: RefSeq, a predicted model, not a curated record